ACGGGUCAUUGGGUCGUGAUUGAAUAAUCCAUGCCAGUGAAAACUGGCAUUUGGGGAAGAUGCGAUCAUUGUCAGUUUUUAUCUUAGUAAUUGCUGGUAUACUUCUAAUGAAUAUUAUCAUUUAUUGGUGUAUGGCAGACACCCUAUUUGUCGUUUUACCUAGGUAUAUUGAAGUGGUACGGGGCAUUACAUACUCUGCCAGUGUGAGUCAGCUGGGUAAGAAUAUUUCUAAUGUCACAACUUCGAAUGGAACAUUAAAACGUCGUCUGAAUAUCACGAAUACAAACACCACCACCACAACAAGUUAUACCACUUCCACCAGCGACACAGGAUCUAUAACCAACUCCACAGAGUUGGAAGAACAGCGUAACUUCUCACCCAAAAUAACCUUACCCGGUUUCCUAUUCCCAAUGCAGCGAUCUGGGAAUGGAGGAUCUAACACCCAAUACUUGAAUUUCAUAAAUGCCGUUAAGAUGGCGUACGCUACCAACAGAAAAAUAGUUUUAGCUCCUUUCUUUGUGCAAGGGGGCGCCUCCAGAAAUUUGAAUAGAAGGACGAGUUUUGUGAGGACGUUCAACAACACAUUCGAUAUUAAGAGAUUAUCGGAAUUUGUACCAGUGGCGUCUGUGGACGAGUUUAAGAAGAGUUGUGACGGCAACAUUGUGGUUGUUACGUGGGACAACUCGGCGAUUAGUUACCAGAAAACACAGGAGAAAAUUAUGAACUCUGUGUAUGGCAUCACUGUUCCUGAAUUCAACGAUGUCAAAUUUCUCUCGGGUAUCGACAAUGUCACAGAGAUGGAGAAGAUGACAAACUACACACCAUGUUUAGCGUAUUACAGACCAUACGAAUAUCAUUUCGGAAACCUUACCAUUGACAUUCAUCCGUUCCUGGUCAGGUCAGAGGUCAUUAAGAACGCCACCAACACUAUUUUAAGGAAUGUUUGUCAAGGGAGACCGUACUUAGCUCUUCAUUGGAGAAACAAAACUACAGAGUUUAAGUGUGUCUUCCAUUUAAAUGGACACGGUGGCGUAUUCUAUAACUCAUCGUGUAAAGACAAAAUAAAACAAAUUGCCAGGAUGGCUGACAAGGUCAGUGAGCACAUCGCAGAUAUAAUGAAGAAAAAGAACUUGCAAUGUAUUUACGUUGCCUGUCCAGUUUGGUCAAGGGCAAUUAUCGACCAUCUAGCGCAACGGAUACCACGUGACUACAUCUACACAUCUGCAAAUAUAACAACCUCUGAACUCUCCCAAUUCGAUCAGUAUGAUCUGUCAUUAGUUGAACAAGAAAUUUGUUUUCGAGCGGAACAUUUUAUAGCUUCAUGUAGAUCUCAUUGGUCAGGAAUUCGUUGAUGGCUGACAGAAAUGCAACGAACACGAGCUCCACGUGUACCAGUGACCUUACAGGAUUUCGAUCGUUAGGCAUACAGGACUACAUAGUAGAUUUGACCCGGAAGAAAUUAUAAAUGCAGUCACCCCGAACAGAAACAUUCCCAUGGGUACGAACCAGUGUGCUAUUAUAUGUAAUUAUAGUGCCCUUUUAUCAUGAGCUGGGCACCGUAACCCGCUUUU
Molecule: messenger RNA, 1571 nt
Organism: Saccoglossus kowalevskii
Lineage: Eukaryota; Metazoa; Hemichordata; Enteropneusta; Harrimaniidae
Biological process (GO): protein O-linked glycosylation via fucose
Molecular function (GO): peptide-O-fucosyltransferase activity
Source: RefSeq, a predicted model, not a curated record